UUCAACAUUUGCUCUUUCACAUUGGUUCUACUUGCACCACACUUGCUGGAUGCUGCUUAGAGCUGGCUUGCUGCUGAGGCUGUCUGAACCAUGACCAGCUUCAGGGGUGCCAUCCUCCUCUGGACAGUGGCAGCAUGGGCUAAGAUGGACAAGCCUCAAGGAGAGGCAGAUGAGGCUGGAUUUCAAAAAUGCAAGAAGGCCUUAAAUCUACCUAUUCUGGAAGUCUUACCUGGAGGCGGCUGGGAUAAUUUACGGAAUGUGGACUUGGGACGGGUGUUGGACUUGACUUACACCGACUGCAGGACCACGGAGGACGGCGAGUACAUCAUCCCUGAUGAAAUCUUCACCAUUCCCCAGAAACAGAGCAACCUGGAGAUGAACUCAGAAAUCUUGGAGUCCUGGGUGAAUUACCAGAGCAGCACCUCCUUCUCCAUCAACACGGAGCUCUCCCUUUUUUCCAAAGUCAACGGCAAGUUCUCCGCAGAGUUCCAGAGGAUGAAGACUCUUCAGGUGAAGGACCAAGCUGUAACCACCCACGUCCAGGUAAGAAACCUGAUCUACACAGUCAAAAUCAACCCAGUUUCAGAACUAAACUUGGCGUUUAAGAAAUUGCUCCUGGACAUCUCUGACCGUCUGGAGAACAACCAGACACGAAUGGCCACCUACUUGGCAGAGCUCCUGGUCCUCAACUUUGGCACCCAUGUCAUCACCAGUGUGGAUGCUGGGGCUGCUCUCAUUCAGGAAGACCACAUCAGAUCCUCCUUCCUCCAGGACAGCCAGAGCAGCCGUAGUGCUGUGACUGCCUCUGCCGGAGCUGUCUUCCGAAACAUUGUGAACUUCAAAUUUGAGGAGAACUAUACCUCACAGAAUGCCUUCAUCAAAGGCUACCUCUCAAACCGCACCCACUCCAGGGUGCAGAGCAUUGGAGGGGUUCCAUUUUAUCCAGGCAUCACCCUCCAGACCUGGCAGCAGGGCAUCACCAACCACCUGGUGGCCAUAGACCGUGCUGGCCUGCCUCUGAAUUUCUUCAUCAACCCUGACAUGCUGCCUGACUUGCCAGGGCCGUUGGUGAAGAAGUUGUCUAAGACGGUGGAAUCUGCUGUGAAGCGCUACUACACGUUCAACACCUAUCCUGGAUGCACAGAUAUCAACUCACCCAACUUCAAUUUUCACGCCAACACUGAUGAUGGCUCUUGUGAAGGGAAAAUGACCAACUUCUCCUUUGGUGGGGUUUAUCAGGAAUGCACUCAGCUGUCAGGACAUAGGGCUGUCCAAGUCUGCCAACACUUGGAGCAGAAGAAUCCACUCACUGGUAACUUUUCCUGCCCCUCUGGCUACUCCCCAAUCCACCUGCUGACCCAGAUCUAUGAGGAGGGCUACAAUGACAUGGAGUGUGUCCGGAAGUGCACCCUCUGGGUCUUCUGCAAGACGGUGUGUGAAGAUGUGUUCCGAGUGGCAAAGGCUGAAUUUAGGGCUUUUUGGUGUGUGGCCAGUGGUGAAGUGCCAGAAAACUCAGGACUACUUUUUGGGGGCCUCUUCAGUGCUAAGAGCAUUAACCCUCUGACAAAUGCACAGUCAUGCCCAGCUGGCUAUUUUCCACUAAGACUCUUUGAAAGCCUCAAGGUAUGUGCCUCUCAGGACUAUGAGUUGGGAUAUAGGUUUUCGGUCCCCUUUGGUGGGUUCUUCAGCUGUGCAGUUGGGAACCCCUUGGUGGAUUCUGCCAUAUCCAGAGACUUAGGGGCACCUGCUCUGAAAAAAUGUCCUGGGGGCUUUAGCCAACAUCUAGCCCUCAUCAGCGAUGGGUGCCAAGUAUCCUACUGUGUCAAGUCUGGGAUCUUUACGGGAGGGUCUCUGCCCCCUGCCAGGCUCCCACCUUAUACCCGGCCACCCCUUAUGAGUCAGGCUGCCACGAACACUGUCGUAGUGACUAAUAUUGAGACUUCAAGCUCCUGGAUUAAAGACCCCCAGACCAACCAGUGGAGGUUGGGAGAGCCAUUAGAGCUUCGCAGGGCCAUGAAGGUCAUCCAUGGGAAUGGUAGUGGUCUGUCGGGGGGAGCAGCUGCUGGGGUUACAGUGGGGGUCACCACCGUCUUGGCAGUUAUUGCCUUGGUGAUCUAUCGCAUUCGGAAAUAUAAGAAGAAGGGAUACCAGGCAAUUGAGGACGAGAGGCAGAGUUUGGCUCCUGGUACUGCAGGGACGGAAGACAUUCCAGACCAAGAGCAGGAGCAGUGUCCAGCCUAAAUCUCCCCUGAGAAAAUGCUUCAUUUGAAGGCAGAGCUUCAAGCAUGUGUCUCUCAUUCCUUCUCUCUACAUUUCUGCCUUUCUAACUACUGAAGUGGCAAGUGCAACCAAAAGCAGGUAUACCUUUGGUCUCUGGGCAAGGAAAUUAAUAGAGUUACUUGGGCGAGUUUGGGGUGAGGACUGGGGAGGAAUUGUGACUUUCUAAGCACAAGUCAUUCUGGGGAUUAAAACAUGAAAUGGGUAUCUUUUCUCUAUGUUCACCAUUAAUUAUUUUCAUCUGAAUGCAUACAUGUAAAAAGUCGGGUAUAAGGUGGGAGAAUGUUGACAUUUGAGUUUGGAAAUGAUGUAUUUAAUCUGAGGUUGACUGUGGUUUCCAAUUCAAGAGCUAUAAGAAUUUUUAUCUUGAGAAAGAAAGAAAAAAAAAUAAUUUCUGCCUUUAAGUGUUACCCUCCAGCCAUUUUGUUUUAAAGAUAUGUCUGGAUCUCAUGUUCCCAGAGGCUGACAGAGCCUCUAGAGGACAUAGGAGUCCUGUUUGGCCACGGCUUUUUAGCUUUGAGGGCUCUGCAUUUGAGGGCUGUGUCAUCUCCUCUGGGCCAUCUCAUCAUCAUCUGAACAGACACAUGUUGCUUAUACCAAACCUAUGUUUUCCAACUUCCACAAAAUUUAAUGCUUACUUAGACUAGACCACCUUUGGACUUUGGACUAGUUCAUAAAGUCCUCAGAAAAUAUUUUAAUUUUUAACUUCUAUUAGGAUGUCAAAGGAGAAGGAAUAAUACGUAGAAAAGGAGUAAAAGAAGAAAGGAUAAAAACUGGAAAAGGAUCUGGUACUCAGGGGAAAUUGAAACUCUUACCCACAACCCACUACCUCGCUUCUUUCUCUCAGCUUCUCAUAAACAGGGCAAAGAAAAGAGCAUAGAUUUUGGGUGGUUUAAGUAUUGCAGUUUCCUGGUCUAUAUUACCAAAGUACAACCCCUUCCUCUUUCAUGAAUGGCUCUUGUCUUUCCUGACUCCUAUCACAUGCACUCCCUGCCUCACACACCACAUUCCAACAUGAAGUUUGCAUUUUUCUGGGGAUGGGAGACAAGGAAUACAGCCAAAAGGCAAAGUAAGUCCACAGCUAAGUUUUUCAUUUUCCUGAAAACCAACACAGACUAGACACUGCAUAUGUGCCCUGCCUUUAUCUUACCAGAAGCAAGGAGGCCAGCAUGAUCAAAUCCAUGCUAUUAAAUGAAGUGAAAAGGGCAUUCAACAACAUUAGUGACGUAUUUCCUUCAGUUCCAGGCUGACCUCCUGGAGGCACCCAACAGGAUGCAUGCCUGUUACCUGGCACUUGAGGCUUCACCCAGUUUUAGUACCAAUCUCACCUAACUACAAUGAUCAGGGAGACUCUAUCAGUGUUCCUCCACAACAUUUUAAAAAAGUUAUACACUUCUCACCAAAUCAAAUGUCAUUAGUGAGUGAUCUUCUGUGGAGGAUAGUUUGUCCGCCCCGGUUCACAUUCACAAUUAGGAGCUUGGGUUUACCACUGGUUCUUCUUCGGAGCGGCUUGGAGCAUCCCAGCCUGUGAGGCCACAAGAGGGAGGAUCAUCCCUCAACCGCUGCUGUGAUGAAGAGAAGUGACAGAAGUGGAGCCAAGCCAGGGGCACCAAUGUCUACAACCCCUUCACUUGACCUCGUUUCUUAAGCAUUAAAAUGUUCCUCUAAA
This is a messenger RNA of Pipistrellus kuhlii (Kuhl's pipistrelle), 3946 nucleotides long. RefSeq names its product macrophage expressed 1 (gene MPEG1). The record is from RefSeq and is a predicted model, not a curated record. The transcript has a single exon. Lineage: Eukaryota; Metazoa; Chordata; Mammalia; Chiroptera; Vespertilionidae. The coding region runs from base 91 to 2241 and encodes 716 amino acids. Gene Ontology annotation, biological process: defense response to bacterium.